AUGAACUUGUGGGAAGAUCAGGUGCGUGUGGGGCUUGAGCAGGAAGACAUCAAAGAAGCUUCAAAAAAGCUUUUGGCCGAGUUUUUUGAGAAUGAAGAGGUUAUAAGCUCGUUAAAGCAUCGCCUUCUACAUGGUGAAUUGCCAGCCACUUUAGCCAAACUUGACGAAGUCCUGGAUGGUAUAGCGAAGCGAGAGGAAGCCCAGCGCAAACUAGCUCUCUCACUCGGCAAGGAUUACAACGAGCUUUCCCCAUGGGCUCUUGAUCCUCUUGUUAGAAAGGGGAUCAAGUCAGUCUUGUUCCUUGAUCGAGUAGAAGAAGAAAUUGCCCUGCUCACUCAAGAACUCGACCGAAUGAUUAGCUGGGCUACCGAUUAUUGGAACUUGGUAAUGUCGACUCUUGCCUCGAUUGAAUCCGAGUACGAAGAACCACUUGAUUUGAACAAUCGCUUUGCCGCAAUACUGCCGACUUUUCCAAUGAAGGCAAAAUUGCGCAUGCUUCAUUCAGAACUCAAGUCGCAUUUGCACAAACACAAGAAGCUAAUGGUCUCCUGGAUGCCGGACGUUGAAACACUCUGGAUUAAGACUCGCACCCGGCACACAAAGGCCAAUCACACUUGGUUUGAGUCGAUUGGUUCCAUUAAGGAUCAACUUACAAGAGAAAAUCUUGGGGGCAUUAACGAUGCCUUGGAAAACUUGACUUUUCAGGAGAACGAAGUCGACCCAGAGGGAGCUGAGGAUCGAGAAAAUGAAAUCGAAGAGGGUGAAGAAAAUGAAAUCAAAGAACGUCGCGAAGAUGUUGACAAUGGGGAAAAUGGGUCAGGUCAAGAAAAUGUCGAGAACGCGGACAAUGGGCCAGAUGAAGCUGCAUAG
Messenger RNA from Puccinia triticina, 870 nucleotides. RefSeq lists its product as uncharacterized. Lineage: Eukaryota; Fungi; Basidiomycota; Pucciniomycetes; Pucciniales; Pucciniaceae. The transcript has 4 exons. Bases 1 to 870 code for a protein of 289 amino acids. The record is from RefSeq and is a predicted model, not a curated record.